This is a messenger RNA of Brenthis ino (lesser marbled fritillary), 873 nucleotides long. NCBI's taxonomy places the organism in Eukaryota, Metazoa, Arthropoda, Insecta, Lepidoptera, Nymphalidae. The record is from the annotation of a GenBank genome assembly.
AUGAAAUUCAGAACUAAAUAUAAUGUUAUAUUAUUAACAAUAUUCCUCAUCAUUACGCCUUUCACAUUACAAUUUGAUAUUGAAGAAGAAACUGAUAUACAAAAGGAUGAUAAUGAUUUUUCUACUGUCGAUGAAUCAGAAUCUCUUCUCUCCAAUGUAGUGUCUGAUGUAAAUAAAACCUUAACACAUCUUUACAACCAGGUUACUUCAGCUAACAUAACUAUGGAGAAUACAACACAAAGUUUGAAUGAGACACGAAAAUUAGCCAAAUGUAAGGAAAUUAUACAUGAUCAAAGUGAAGAAUCUGAACCAUCAGUUGAAAUAAUUAAUGGAACUACUUUAACUAAGCUUUUACAGAUAAAACCGGAUAUAACAAGUCGAGAUAUUGAAGCAGAUUGUGUUCUAGUACUAUUUCAUACUAAAGCCUGCCCUUUUAGUGCUCAUGCAGCUCCUCACUUCAAUGCAUUAGCUAGAUCAUAUCCUAACGUAAAAAUGGUAGCAAUUGAUGCAUUAAAAUAUCAUGGAAUUAAUGCCCAAUAUGGAAUUGUGGGUGUACCUACUUUAAAAAUGUUCCACAAUGGCCGACCUGUUGGUAAAUUUAAUGGAACGGAAUAUAAUAUUCACUUAUUUAGUAAAUUUGUUCAUGCUAUCACAGGACAAAAUCCACAGGUACUUCUAGUGACAUCUAGAGAUUUUCAAGGGCCUGUAUCAAGUGUUGUUGAAAAGGAAACUGAUUAUUUUCUUAUACUGUCUUGGUUAUUUAUUAUUGUAUGUUCAAUUUACUAUUUUAUGGAGUCAAAAUGGUGGCAGAUGAUUGUUGAAAUGAUUCAGAAUAACUGGAGAGAGUCCGAAGCACAGCAUGAACAUAAUGAC